AUUCGUGUCUUUUGAAAAGUGCUACACCAAACAAUAUGUUGAAGCUUUAUCUGAUCGCGUUACUUUUCGGAAUCAGCCAGGCAGCCAAAAUUGAUGCCAGCAGAACAGCGGAAGUGGACAUGGAAGUGAGAACAGACCUAGCGGUCUUAGUAAACACCAGCAUGGCCGACGUAAGCGACCGGGUGACAGCGCUGGUCAACCAGUGUAACAACUCAGUCAAUGCUGCCAUCACCUACUGCGGGAAUAACUGUCAGGGCAGCGGAGGAGGAGGAGACGCAGCGACCCAAGCCAUGGAAGCCAUAUUACAAAAGUUGGCUCCAGGUUUUAAUAAGAUAGAAGGAGGCAUCAAUAAAGCGAAAACUGGAAUCGUAACAGAAUUUAAUAAAUUUAAAGAUACGGUUAAAAAAAUCACCUCUGAAAGCACCUGGAAGAACAUUGGAUCAACUGUUCUCGAUAAGCUGAAGGAAGGCACAUCCAAAGCUUUAUCUGGUCUGAAAACAGUUACAGGUGAAAUUGGAUCUAAAGCAAAGGAAUGGAGCAACACAGUUGGAAAUUGGUUUAAGGACACCUUCAAGAUCAGAAGACGUAAGAGGGCCGCGGCUCUGUCAUGUGACCUCUGUACCACCAUGUCCACUGGUUCUUCUGAGGACGUACUCAACGCCGUAUGUGGUACCGACGUCAGCAUGGAGAUCGCCGUCCUGACCCAGUCUCUGGAGAGGAUGCUGACUCUGAUGACCUCUAUAUCGAUUGAUCCUCUUGUCACAGAGAUUAAUACAGACGAAACGAAGGUCACGUACGGUGCUGGCCCCACCGGAGAGUUCCAGGUAAUGACCCCGAUUAAAUCGGUCCUCUACACGGUGAACGGGACCACUACCACAGUCGCGGGCACUGAUAAAACUGUCAACAUCAUGAAGACCAGUGACAUCGCUGACGAAGUACUCACACUCGUCAAUGAUGACUACUUCGCUGUUUAAUUUGGAUGACGUCACAGAUAGAUAAGCCGUCAUAUUUUGAGCUAGAUAUGACGUCAUGCUAUUUUCUGUAGUUUUCUGUAAUUGAUGUCGACAAGUCGCUGUUGUUUGUUUAUAUUUGCAGCAUGACUUUGUUUUAACUUAUGUUUGAAUAAAUAAUUUGUCAUUAAAA
Magallana angulata is the source of this 1143-nucleotide messenger RNA. RefSeq lists its product as uncharacterized. Bases 36 to 974 code for a protein of 312 amino acids. NCBI's taxonomy places the organism in Eukaryota, Metazoa, Mollusca, Bivalvia, Ostreida, Ostreidae. The record is from RefSeq and is a predicted model, not a curated record. The transcript has 13 exons.